Molecule: messenger RNA, 9128 nt
Organism: Coregonus sp. 'balchen'
Lineage: Eukaryota; Metazoa; Chordata; Actinopteri; Salmoniformes; Salmonidae
Source: the annotation of a GenBank genome assembly
AUGAAGCUCCUACCGGACUACGAGCACAUGGACUACAGGGACGUGUACAGGCACUGUAUGUACUGCAGCACAUGCCUGACCUGACUGGCUCAACAUGCGUGUGGCUUUUAACAUGCUAGUGUGUUGCAGCCAGUUGCGACAAAUACCAUGUGCUCACCGACUGUGUGACGUGGUUUUGAAGGGGUGAAUCUGCACUUUGCUCCUUACCUUAACUCGAACGUCUGACUACUAGGAAUGGUAAUGGAAAAUGAUUGUGCGCAUUUAGCAUGCUAGUCAACAUGGUUAGUGCUUACAGUGACAGCUCCCGGUUUACUCUGUCUACAUCAUACACUCUUUUGGAGCAAAGGAAACAAUGCUUUGUUUUUUGUCAUGGAUAUGAAGUUAUAUGUGCGUGCAUAGCGUACAAUAAUGAUAUGUCCCCUCCAUAUCUGCUGUCCUUGAAGUGAGGCCAGACCUCCACCAUGGUGAUAUGCUCUGUUGAGUUGUCAUCAGUUUCUCAGUCCAAACUAUUAUCUAUUGCUGUGAUGCCCUGCGAUUGAACUGUUCACCACUGUUUUGGUGUUUUAACCCUUUGUUGCGCUGUUGUGUUGUUGUGUUGCAGUGCUGCACCCAUACAGACACAUCCUGGGUCUUUGGCAGCCUGACAUAGGCCCAUACGGAGGGCUGCUCAACGUGGUGGUACGCUAUUAGUGUGUACACACACACACACACACACCCACACAGUUGUCCCCUCUUUAUCACAUUUAAACAUUUUCAGUCUUUAAAUUGUUCAGAACACAUGGUUGUAGAGGGGGACAAAAAUUAGUCUGUCUUUUCCCAUCAAAACAUGUUAUUUGUGUCAGGGGAUGACUUUCUCUCUCCCUUUACUCCGCUACCACCACCCAUCCCUCUCCAGGUUGACGGGCUGUUCAUCAUUGGCUGGAUGUACCUGCCCCCCCACGACCCUCGGGUUGAGGAUCCCAUGAGGCGGCGGCCACUCUUCCGCAUCCACAUGUGGGAGAGCAACAAGGUGGCGGUGGAGUGUAUGUACGGACACAAGGGCCCUCACAAGGGGGACAUCCAGGUGAGUCCAUUUUCUUCUUCUGUUGUGUUCUGAAUGGGCAGUAAAGCUAAUGUUCGUGAUUUAUUUUUCUGCCACCUGCAGUUCUUUUUAAUGAGUAUAAUUGAUUAGCUGAUCACUCCUAUUGACAUGGAUGGCAUUCUGUGAUCCCUCCUUAAAGCUGCAAUAUGUAACUUUUUGGGCGAACAACGAAAUUCACAUAGAAAUGUGAGUGAUAGAUCUAUAAUUCACAUUGAAAGCAAGUAUAAGAAGCGGUAGAUCUGUUCUAUGUGCACUAUUUCUAUGCUUCCCGUUCUUAAGUUUAGUUUUUGCGUCUUACUUUCAUUUUUGUACACUAGCUUCAAACAGCUGAAAAUACAAUAUUUUUGAUUAUGGAAAAUAUUUCACAGCGGUUUAGAUGGUACAAUGAUUAUCUACACUAUACUUGCUUGUUUUGUCACAAAGUGAAAUUAGGCGAACUAUUCGAAUUUUAGCAACCAGGAAAUGGCAGAGCGAUUUCUGCGUAGUGCAUCUUUAACCUGUUAAAUGUAAUGUCAAAUUGUAGAUUUCCGCCUAAAUAGACAUAACCCAAAGUAAUUAUUUAUAAUGAGAGGGCCAUAAACAAUACCUAGUAAUGCUUAUACUGCCAGUAAUGGUAAAAUCUCGCCUUUCUGGUAAAUAUAAACAUACAGUGAGGGGAAAAAAGUAUUUGAUCCCCUGCUGAUUUUGUACGUUUGCCCACUGACAAAGACAUGAUGUAGCCCAUUCCAGCCUUGUGUAGGUCUACAAUCUUGUCCCUGACAUCCUUGGAGAGCUCUUUGGUCUUGGCCAUGGUGGAGUGUUUUGAAUCUGAUUGAUUGCUUCUGUGGACAGGUGUCUUUUAUACAGGUAACAAGCUGAAAUUAGCUCGUUACCUGUAUAAAAGACACCUGGGAGCCAGAAAUCUUUCUGAUUGAGAGGGGGUCAAAUACUUAUUUCCCUCAUUAAAAUGCAAAUCAAUGUAUAACAUUUUUGACAUGCGUUUUUCUGGAUUUUUUUGUUGGUAUUCUGUCUCUCACUGUUCACAUUAAACCUACCAUUAAAAUUAUAGACUGAUCAUUUCUUUGUCAGUGGGCAAACGUACAAAAUCAGCAGGGGAUCAAAUACUUUUUUCCCCUCACUGUACCUGAGGUGUGAAGUACACAGUACAAAUAUGAAAAAUCAUAUACUUUUUUUACUAUUCAACAAAAGUGGUGGAAUAGGGCUUGAAAUGAUUAUACUAAAUAUAGUAAGAGUCAAAUUCUAAAUUACUUACUAUAAUAUUUCACCUUAACUGUAAAAUAAAUAUGUUCAUACUUAGUGACAGUACAAUAUUGGCACUAUUUCAUAUAACUGAUGAUAGAGCAUUUUAUGUCCAGCGUCCUGUGAGCGACGCACAGACGGCAUUCAAAUGCCUGCUCUCGUUACAACUUCAGCUUUAAGCAUAGUGGGAAGUCGUUUGGUGGUGCAGCGAUGCGGAGGAAAAAUAUAUAUAUAAAUAAAAUUGCCCGCGAUGAAGACGUCUAUAUCGGUCCGCUAAUACAGGACUAGUAAAGGCCCAGUGCACUACUUUUGUGAAAAAAUUUAAACUAAAUGUAUUUGAGUGUUUAUCUGAUAAUUAUCUGUACAAAACUGUACAUACUUGUGGAAUAUAAAAACUUUGUUUUGUUUUCCAGUUUCUUGAAAUACUUUGCAAAUGCAACUUAUUUCUAUGUGAACUGAAAUGGUCUAUUAAUUCCUUUUCCUUUUUAGUAGACACUUAUCCAGAGCAACUUACAUUGUGCAUACAUUUUCAUACUUUUUCGUACUGGUCCCCCGUGGGAAUCGAACCCACAACCCUAGCUAGCAUUGCAAGCGCAAAGUACUUUGCAAGGAUGGUCAAUUAAUACUGCACAAAAAGUGGUUGUUUUCCAUGUUAAUUGAUCAAGAAAAAUGUUUAAUUUGAUGUGGAUGUUUUGUGUCUUUGCCCAUAACUUUGCACCUUUUUGUUGUAAAUGUUUGAGGACAUCUUUCUGGAUUCCAUUAAAAUGACAAUUGCAGAGAAAAGGACAGGGCAACAACUCCUACAUUUCCAACUAUUGAAUCCUGCAAGAUACUAUUCUUAAUUAUACAACUACCUUUUUUGGCAAAGUGGAGAUGCAGAAAAAGAAAAUUUGCCCACGCUACAGACGUCUAUAUCGGACCGCUAAUACUAUUAAAAGGCCCAGUGCACUACUUUUGUUAAAAGUAAUUAUAUAUAAUUUAAAAAAUUGAGGGGUGCUGCAGCACCCUCAACACCCCUACUUCCUGUGGCUAUGGCUGUAAGCACGAGGUGAUUUCGUUCCUCUGUGACCAAGAGAAAGUGGUUUUGUUUCAAUUCUAAAUCCGUCCGAGAACAUCACAGCGAGAUGAGACUGCGUUUGCUGCAAUCGCUAGAGUCUCCCAUUCCAUAUGCUGUAUUGUAAGCGGAGCUGCAAGGUUCACAAGCAAGGGAAAUUCGAUCCUUUGUCUGGAUAGGCCAGAAAAUGUGACGUGUCGCUCACUAUGCAAAUGAGGUGUCAGAUUUCACGUACUGCAUUUCAGAUGAGAGCGGAUAACAGCAUGUGAAGCAGGACAACCAGAGUUGUCACGGGGUGCACAGCAAUUGAUGUUGAGCCGUUCACAGAGCGCUCUGUAAUAAGAAAUGAUGGUCGGAACCGGUCCAGAGUUGCUCAAAGUCCCCUAAAUAGAGGACUUAACGUUAACCCACAGCAAGUCCAACCCAGUCAACUACUUUAAAAUGUUGCAUGCCUUUUGUCCCAAGUGCUUUUCUAACACUGUGGUGCACGUAAGAGGGACUGUUAGGUGAGACGGACAACACAAGGGAUUACGUGGUGGAAACAGAGAAAUCAAUAAUUGUGCUUAAAUAGUUCAUUACUGAUGUUAUACCUUUUUAUGUGUAAGCAGUGCACUCACUGUGUGGUGAAGUAGUCCCCUGUCUUCCAUGGCUUUGUGAUAAAAGCUUCAAUGUCUUUUCUUAUUUUCAGACUGGGAAGAAGGACGAGUUCUCGACUAAGUGCAACCAGACAGAUCAUCACCGCAUGCCAGGGGGGAGGCAGGAGGUGAGGAGGAGAGAGAGGGGUCUCUUGUCACUUCACAACACUUUGUAUGUUGUUAUCAUAUGGCUGAGGCAACUAUGUAUUUGUCAAAUAAAUGUAUUCAUUGAACAAUUAAUCAGUAAAUCACAUAGUAUAGCACUUUUUACAAACACGCAACCUCAAUGUUCCUAUCAUACUGAAAGUUUGCUGUUGUCCCUCACGAUGAAAUCGGGGAGGGGAUUGUGGAUCUGUCUCCGUUCGUUCGUACGUUAGUCACACGCGAUCUCAGACGGCACUGCCCCGAUUUUGACAACUUUGGUGAAUGAUGCGUCUUGCCUUAGAGAUCACAAUCAAAACAUAAAUGCAGUUUACAACAAGGCACUAAAGUAAUACUGCAAAAAACACAAGGCCAAAUCUACAGUGGAGUUGCUUACCAAGAAGAGUGGCCGAGUUACAGUUUUGACUUAAAUCUACUUGAAAAUCUAUGGCAAGACCUGAAAGUGGUUGUCUAGCAAUGAUCAACAACAAAUUUGACAGAGCUUGAAGAAUUUAGACACCACUGGUCCGAUUUUGACAAAACUUGGGUGAAGUAUGCAUCUUGCCGUAGAGGUCCGUCAUUUACAAAAUUGCACUGAUUGGCUCAAGGGGGGUGCUGCAUCAUUAGUGGGAGACAACGUUUACUAUUGCCUUUUCUAAGAUUUGGGUUGAAUCAAGUCGUUCAGAUUUCAAUUGGUAAAUGUGGCACAUCGGUAAGUGGGUGUGACCGUGGGGUUUUGAUUUUCUGUUGGCAGGAGUUCCGCACAUGGCUGGAGGAGGAGUGGGGGAGGACACUGGAGGACAUCUUCCAUGAGCACAUGCAGGAGCUCAUUCUUAUGAAGUUCAUCUACACAAGCCAAUACGAGUAGGUCUUCAUAUUACAUCUACUGUUUUAGCCAAUCUAUUUAAAUAUUUCAAUUUUGACACUGUAUUGUUCCAUUUCUUUCUUUACUCUGGUCAGUGAAAGACCUAAAGAAAUAUCUAGCUGGAGGCUAUUUUCCUCAAAAUGUGUCCCUAUAAUGCUAUAAGGGAUGGGUCGCUAGGUGUCUUGACACGUACCUCAUUAAUUCAUUCUUCAUUCAGUGAUAUUGUAUUAUUUUUUGAAGACGUUCAUAGAAAUGUGUAAUUUUAUGUAAUUGGCUUCAUGAAUGUUGAUGAUGCUGUGAUGUUGUGUUCUGACAGUAACUGCCUGACGUACCGGCGGAUCUACCUCCCACCCCGGAUGCCCUCUGACCUGCUGCAGCCGGGCCUGUUCAAAGGCACCUACGGCAGCCAUGGCCUGGAGAUCAUCAUGCUCAGCUUCCAUGGGCCCAGCGCCAGGGCCACCAAGCUCACUGUGAGUCCCCCAACCCUACUGCUUCCACCCUACUGUUUUUGUACCCUACUGUUUCCAACUCCAACCUUUUUUCUGACAUUUUUUAUUUUAUCCUUAAAGUAGUUGGUUGGCAGUGAGUUAGGUGGGCAGAACACUACACAACAGGUGGCCUACAUAUUCCAUUGUGUAUUUUUUUAAAACUUCAGUGUGAUCUGCUCAGUUGGCAUGAAGAAAUUGGAAACGAAAACAAACGUCCUUAUUACACGUUUGGGUAGUACCUCUCAUUUCAAAACGUUUUUCCCAUUUUGUGCCUACUGAACAUGCCCCUGCCCUUUCUCCCAGGGGGACCCCAAUGUCCCAGCAGGCCAGCUAACGCUUGACGUGGACCUGAACCGGCCUGUGUGCCUGCCGAACCUGGAGCACCAGCGCAGUGUGGAAGAGCUGUCUCGCCUGGUGCUGGGUGUGCACGAGGAGGCGCAGCGGGAGGCGCAGAGCCCAGACGUGGCCCCCCAGGGAGCUGCUUCAAAGGGGGCUGUGGCUGGUGGUACUGGGGCAGAGGGGCUGGAGUCGGCUAUGGAAGCCCAGCCUGGGCCCUGUAGCAGUAGCAGCAGCAGCGCUCCCUCGGAGGCCCAGCCCUUCAUCCUGCCUCUGGGGGUCAUGGCCCGCAAUGAGGUUUACCCCCGAACCUGCAAGAUGUGGUGAGACCAUUUAUAUCACACCUGUUCAGGUUGUUAUUCACACAUCCUCAUAUAGCCAAGAGUGCCAGGAAAAUAUAGCUGCAUAAUAUAAUACAAUUUAGCAGACACUUUCUUCCAUAUGGACUUACAGUUUGUGCAUGUGGCCCAUGUGGAAAUCAGACCCACACAACUCAAGUGUUACAAGCACAACACUCCGGCCAACUGAACCAUUGGAUCGCAACAUUUCCUCUAGGAUACACCAUCCAAAGUGCCUUCAGAAAGUAUUCAUACCCACAUUUUGUUGUUACAGCCUGAAUUCAAAAUAUAUUUUCUCACCCAUCUACACACAAUACCUAAUAAUGACAAUGUGAACAUGUUUUUAGAAAUGUUUUCACAUUUAUUUGAAAAUGAAAUACAUAAAUAUUUAAUUUCAUAAUUGUUCACACCCCUGAGUCAAUACAUUGUAAAAGCACCUUUGGCAUCGAUUACAGCUGAGAGUCUUUCUGGGUAAGUCUCUAAGAGCUUUCCACACCUGGAUUGUGCAACAUUUGCCCAUUAUUAUUAUAGCUCUGUCCAAUUGGUUGUUGAUCAUUGCUAGACAACCAUUUUCAGGUAUUGCCAUAGAUUUAAGUCAAAACUGUAACUCUGUCUCUCAGGAACAUUCACUGCCUUCUUUGUAAGCAACUCCAGUGUAGAUUUGGCCUUGUGUUUUAGGUAAUUGUCCUGCUGAAAGUUGAAUUAAUCUCCAGUGUCUGAUUGAAAGCAGACUGAACCAGGUUUUCCUCUAGGAUUUGGCCUGUGCUUAGUUUCUUUUUUGUCCUGAAAAACUCCCCAGUCCUUAACGAUUACAAGCAUACCCAUAACAUGAUGCAGCCACCACUAUGCUUGAAAAUAUGGAGAGUGGUACUCAGUAAUGUGUUGUAUUGGAUUUGCCCCAUUUUUUUCACUACAGAAAAGUUAAUUUCUUUUGCACUAUUACAUUAGUGUCUUGUUGCAAACAGUUUUGGAAUAUUUCCAUUCUGUAUAGGCUUGCUUCUAUCCACUCUGUCAAUUAGGUUAGUAUUGUGGAGUAACGACAAUGUUGAUCCAUCCUCAGUUUACGCCUAUCACAGACAAUAAAAUCAUUGGGCUCAUGGUGAAAUCCCUGAGUGGUUUCCUUCCUCUACGGCAACGGAGUUAGGAAGGACGCCUGUAUCUUUGUAGUGACUGGGUGUAUUGAUACACUAUCCAAAGUGUAAUUAAUAACUUCACCAUGCUCAAAGCAAUAUUCAAUGUCUGCUUUUAUUAUUUUUACCCAUCUACCAAUAUGUGCCAUUCUUUGAGGCAUUGCCCACGUGGGGCCAGUAUAAAAAUAUAUGUAUUCACUAACUGUAAGUCGCUCUGGAUAAGAGCGUCUGCUAAAUGACUAAAAUGUAAAUGUAAAAAUGCAUUGGAAAACCUCCCUAGUCUUUGUGGUUGAAUCUGUUUGAAAUUCACUGCUCGACUGAAGAACCUUACAGAUAAUUGUAUGUGUGGGGUACAGAGAUUAGGUAUUAAUUUAUGUUAAACACUACAGAGUGAGUCCAUGCAACUUACGUUGUGCCAGUAACCGAAAGGUCGCUGGUUCUAAUCCCCGAGCCGACUAGGUGAAAAAUCUGUCGAUGUGCCCUUGAGCAAGGCACUUAACCCUAAUUGCUCCUGUAAGUCGCUCUGGAUAAGAGCGUCUGCUAAAUGACCAAUUAUUAUUAUUUUUUUUUACUAUGUGACUUGUUAAGCACAUUUUUACUCCUGAACUUAUUUAGGCUUGCCAUAACUUAUUUAGGCUUGCCAUAACAAAGGGGUUUUCCAAUACCGAGUGGCGCAGUGGUCUAAGGCACUGCAUCGCAGUGCUAGCUGUGCCACUAGAGAUCCUGGUUCGAAUCCAGGCUCUGUCGUAGCCGGCCGCGACCGGGAGACCCAUGGGGCGGCGCACAAUUGGCCCAGCGUCGUCCAGGGUAGGGGAGGGAAUGGCCGGCAGGGAUGUAGCUCAGUUGGUAGAGCAUGGCGUUUGCAACGCCAGGGUUGUGGGUUCGAUUCCCACGGGGGGCCAGUAUGAAAAAUAUAAAAAAUUAAUAAUGUAUGCACUCACUAACUGUAAGUCGUUCUGGAUAAGAGCGUCUGCUAAAUGACUAAAAUGUAAAUGUAAAUGUAAAUACUUGUUGACUCAAGACAUUUCAGCUUUUAAUUUUAUAUUAUGUGGCAAUUUUUUGUUUUGCUUUUUGUAUUUUACCUCCUUUUUCCUCCCCAAUUUCGAUCUUGUCUCAUCGCUGUAACUCCCCAACGGGGUCGGGAGUCGAAGGUCGAGUCAUGCGUCCUCUGAAACAACACCUGCCCGCUUAACCCGGAAGCCAGCCGCACCAAUGUGUCGGAGGAAACACGGUUCAACUGACGACCACCCCGCCACAAGGAGUCGCUAGAGCGCGACGAGCCAAGUAAAGCCCCCCCGGCCAAACCCUCCCCUAAUCCGGACGACGCUGGGCCAAUUGUGCGCCGCCCUAUGGGACUCCCGAUCAGUGCCUUAGACCGCUGCGCCACUCGGGAGGCCAAUUUGGCAGAAAAAACAUCCACUGACAUUAUGGGGUAUUGUGUUUAGGCCAGUAGAAAAAAUCUAAAUUUCAUCAAUUUUAAAUUCAGGCUGUAACAAUAAUGUGGAAAAAGUCAAGUAGUGUGAAUACACUACUGAAGGCACUGUAUACUAUGCAACAGGAAAUCGUGUUUAAAUGAUUUGUUUCUUCAUCGAUUUCAGCUUCUACGGGACGGGCCUGAUUGCUGGCCACGGCUUCACGAGUCCGGAGCGCACACCAGGCCUGUUUGUCCUGUUCGACGAAGACCACUUCGGCUUCAUCUGGCUAGAGCUCAAGUCGUUCAGCCUGUACAGCCGCCUGACUGACCGGCUGGCCCACGCCUAUGCCCCCGACAUGGAGUGCUUUGAGGCCAUGCUCCACAACAUGCAGUCCUGGACAUCCUGA